Molecule: messenger RNA, 528 nt
Organism: Rotaria sordida
Lineage: Eukaryota; Metazoa; Rotifera; Eurotatoria; Philodinida; Philodinidae
Source: the annotation of a GenBank genome assembly
AUGCCACGGAAAAUUUCAAUAUCAGCUGGUGAAGAUUAUGUAGUACCACGCGGUUGGGCUGGUUUUGGAUUGCAAGUCGAUACAACACUUGUGGAUUAUCAUAAUUUAUGGGAAGAAUGGAUCGUCACAUAUCAUGGUACAAGUACCAUUGCUGUUGAAUCCAUUUUAGCCCAUCGUCAAUUCCUUUUGCCAGGUGAUACACUAUUGAAUGGUAAACCUCUUGGUAUACGACCAGGACACAUUCCAGGAAAAGCUCAUCUAUAUACAUCACCAUCAAUUCUUUAUGCAAGUCUAAAUGUAUAUAGUGUUCGUUAUAAUUUUACGGAUUCGUCUGGAAAAAAAUAUGAAGCAAAAAUUGUCUUCCAAUGUCGUCAGAAACCUAAAACAUUUUGUGUACAAGCUGAAACAGUAGGACGAGGCAAAGAUUCAAUUUGUCCAUUUAUUUCAAAUGAUAAAAUUGAAUAUUACACUGUUAAUCGUUCAUCAGUUGUUCCUUAUAGAUUGCUUGUUUCAUUGAAAGAAUUAUGA